UCUCUCUGGCCCUCAUAGGUGCUGGUAGCUGGUUUGGUGCUCCUCUUAGCUGCCCACCAUGGCCCUGGGACCGCCCAGCACUGCCAGCUUGGCACGCUUCUGCCACAAGCUGAACCGGCUGAAGACACUGGAGGAGUCCACCACGGAGACAUCACUGCGGCACCACCUGACCAUGCUGGACCUGAUCCUGCUGGGCAUGGGUACCACAGGGAGCGUGGGCCUCUAUGUGCUUAUGGGAACUGUGGCCAAGGAGAUGGCCGGCCCUGCGGUGCUCGUGUCUUUUGGAGUGGCUGCUGUAGCCUCCCUGCUGGGAGUCCUAUCCUAUGCAGACUUCGGGGUACGUGUGCCCGGCAGGGGCUCUGCCUACCUGUUCACCUACGUGUCUGUGGGUGAGCUGUGGGCCUUCUUUGCUGGCUGGAACACGAUCCUGGGGUACCUCAUUGGUGGUGCUGCUGUGGCCCGGGUCUGGAGCAGCUACCUGGACGCCAUUUUCAACCACCGCAUCCGAAGCUUCACCAUGGCCCAUGUGGGCACCUGGCAGGCGCCCUUCCUGGCCCAGUACCCAGACUUCUUAGCUGCUGGCAUCGUGCUUUUAAUCUCUGCUUUCAUCUCCUGUGGAGGCCGCAUCUCUUCCUGGCUCAACCGCUUGUUCUCUGCCAUCAACCUGGUCGUCAUCCUCUUCAUCAUCAUCCUGGGGUUUGUCCUGGCCCGCCCGCACAACUGGAGUGCUGAAGAGGGCGGCUUUGCACCCUUUGGCUUCUCAGGCAUCAUGGACGGCGCCGCUAUCUGCUUCAUUGCCUUUCAGGGCUUUGGCGCCAUUGCUGCCUCCAGCGCAGAGGCCCAGAAUGCAAAGCGAGCCGUGCCUAUGGCCAUCGCCAUCUCGCUUGGCCUGGCGGCUGGUAUCAACAUCCUCGCCUCUGCUGCGCUCACACUCAUGGUGCCCUGGCGCAGCCUGGACCCUGACUUGGCGCUCACUGAUGCCUUCAACCAGCGGGGCUACAGUUGGGCGGGCUUCAUCGUGGCAGCUGGUGCUAUCUGCGCCACAAUCACUUUCCUGCUCAGAACCGUGAUUUUCCUGCCACACAUGGUCCAUGCCAUGGCCGCCGAUGGGCUCUUCUUCCAGGUGUUUACAUACAUGCACCCCCGAACACAGGUGCCCAUGGUGGGCAUCCUGGUGUUUGGAGUCAUCGUGGCUUUCCUGGCGCUGCUGCUGGACUUCAAGGCACUGUUACUGUUCAUGUCCAUCAGUGCACUGCUGAACCGCACCAUAGUGGCCACCGGCAUUAUUGUGCUACGCUUCCAAAAGUUCCCUCCAGCCAGUUCCCAGGGCCCAGCCAGCCCUGUGGGCAGUGAGCAGGCCUCAGCCCCUGAGCCCGGUAAGCUGCGACCAGCCCUGAGGCCCUAUCUAGGCUUCCUGGGUGGAUGCAGACCUGGAGCUGCCGUGGCUUGGGCUCUCCGAGUCCUGGUGGCCUCAGCCAUCACUCUGGACUGCGUGAUGGUCUUUGGGGACUCGGCCCUGCACCUCCCGCCCUGGGGCUACACCCUGCUGCUCCUGCUCAGCUCCGUCGUGUUUCUGCUCAGUCUCCUCGUCCUGUGGGCCCACCAGCAACAGCGCUGGGAGGACACCUUUCAGGUUCCCAUGGUGCCCCUGACUCCAGCCCUGAGCAUCCUCCUCAACGUCUUCCUCAUGCUGCAUCUGAGCUAUCUGAACUGGCUGAGCUUCUCCAUCUGUCUGCUGAUUGGACUCAUGGUGUAUUUUGGCUAUGGCAUCUGGCACAGCAAGGAGAACCAGCGGGAGCUGCCAGGGCUGCCUGCUGCACAUGGCAGCCUGGAGGAGACGGUGCAGGCCCUGCAGCCCCUCAGCCAGGCCCUGGCCCAGGAGCCCGGCCACAUGGAGCAGCCUGCCAGUCUAUGAGGACCGCUGAGGGCCUAUCUGCCCUCUCCUACCUGCUCAGCAGACCGAAGGGGCUGGCAGCCUCUUCUAUUUGGGGCAGCUCAAGUUAAAGGCCUGCUCAGGCUGGGGGAUCCUCAGGACCUCAUGAUCUUAGCCUAGGUGCCAAGUGGGCCAUGGUCAGCACUGGUGUGGUGGACUCUGGCCAGUGCCCUCCAGUUUAUGACCAACUCCAGCUACCUGGGCAGGUGGAACAGGGCAGACAGGGAAGAGGGUUGCAGCCCCAGGGAUCCACAAUAAUACCUGCUCGGCCAGCUGUGUGGCCUGCUACCGUGUCCACUGUGGUAUUCUUUGGGGCACUGAGACCUCACCUGCCCCCGGGAACCAGAUGGUCCCCAAUCCACAGCUGAGGUGCCGAGAUCUGUAAGGGGGAGGCACCAGCCCUGGGACAGCCCUGAGUCAGGGACAUGGCCAGGCCAGGGUCCUGGGUUCCUGCCCUCAGGCCAGCACCCUCUGGCUAGCUCAGAGGGGAGCUACACACACCAGGCACAGAGGGGUCUCUGAUAGGGUGGGCCCAGGCUUCCUCCUAGUUUCUCCACAUGUUGCCUUGGGUUCAGAUCCAGAGAGCAGAGCCUGGACCCCAAGGAGGGCACCUAGAAAGGUCAGUGGAGUCUCGGGGCUCCCUCUCUCCCCCAGGGCUCCCAGAGUAGGGCAUGUGCCUGAGGCCUGUCCCGGGAUGUGGAAGCCCACCUGCCCGGGUACACACAUGUGUCAGGCACAGGCCCACACGGCCCCCUCAGGGCGCACACCCACGUGCAGACUGAGGCAACAGCUGUUUCCAAGCUCAGGGCCCACAGCUCCAGCUGCCUCUCUCCUUGCUGCCCCCUCAGGGCUUUGGGAUGAAGGCUCGGGAUGGGACACACACGUGCAGGUGGGUGCACGAGUGCCUGGGCCCCAUCUGGUGGCUAUAGGGCCCCAUCCUUGGGGGUUCCCAAGCCCACCCUGUACCCACUGGUCUCUCCGAAGCCAUGCUACAUCUACCAUAGAAGCCUCCACCUCUCCGUUCCCGCCUGUGAGGACCACACAGGAAGAUGCUGGCUCUGGCAGCUUUACUCCUCGACUCUCUGCUGCCUUGACAUCAGCUUUCUCUGGGCCCCAAAGACAACCUGGCACACAUGAUCUUGGUCCAGUAACCAGGCCUCAAGGCUGUGAACUCUCACCCCAGCCCUUCUGACCCUGCCUCCCAUGGACACUGCUCUGGGGAUUGAGAGGCAGCAGGGACCCCAAGGCUUGGCUGGGGUUCCAGGUUCCAGAUGAUUCCAGAUGCUGCCCAGCCUGAGCCCCAGCUUUGGCCCUCCCCAACCUGGCCUAUAUUGCUCUACCAGCAAGCUACCAGCAUGCCCCUGGUCACCAGGGACCCAUGAGAAGGCAGCCCCUCCUCUCCCUGGGGUGGGUACCCCAAAUCCAUGAACCUGCCCUGAGACUAAGAGAUUGCUUGGCUUCUGCAGCCUCCAUCUCCCCCCGACUGUGGGCCUGGGAGCACAGGGAAAUUCUCCAGCAGGCAGGACUCAGGCCCCAUAGGGCUUGGGCAGGCUCUGGGCCUCCACGCCUGAGGAUUCCCCCACAGUGAGUGGCUGACCUGGGGGCAGGAGAGUCUAGUGGUCUGCUCUGCCCACUCCUGAGCUGACCCUGCCCUCACAGGCCUCAUCUUACUCAUCCAUUGACUCCAUCCACCCCCAGCCUGAGUCCUGGGUCUCAGCCCUGUGUCACUGCUGAGGACACAGGGGACAAGCAAGCUGGGACCUGCCUCUCAGAAGCGCCCUGCCUGCUGAGGGGACGGGGACAGAAGGGUCCCUAAACAGACACCGGCAGUGGGGGUGGAGAGAGGUGGGGGCAGGCCUGGGCUGUGGGGUCCAGAGAGGGGACUCACUCCCCUGGAAACCAGGGGCUUCCUGCCGGGAGACUGUCAGUCUGGUUUUCCAGGCAUCAGGAAGGAGGCAGAGACGUAGGGCGGGGAAAGCACAGAUGGGAGGGGGCAGGGCGUGGGCAGGUCCAGCCCCACAUGGUUGUGAAGGGCUGGGGAGGCCAGUGAAGCCAGGCCAGGCUGGGCCCAGCGAGGUGUCAGGGGUGUCACCUCCAGGUCUGGUGGCCAUGUGCACAUCUGCUUAGGAGACUCAAAGAUACGACAAUACCUGCAACACAAGAUCCUUGAGUGCAUCCUGGAUUAGAAAAUAAAAAUAGGACUAUUACUGGCACGUUUUGGGAAGUUUAAAUAUUAGAUUUAUCUGCCCAUGUUAAAUUUCCUGAGUGUGACAAGAGGGCAGCAAUCAUCUGGGGAAGGUCCUCAUUCCCAGGACAUCAUCAAGAGGGCUGAGUGUCCAGAUAUCUGCCACUUACUUUCCAACUGUUUCCUGUGAAAUCUAAAUACACCCGGCUCCCUCUAAGAAGGAGAGAGAAAGCAGAUGGGGCAAAAUGGUAAAACAAAAACAAAAACAAAAAAACCCCUGGUGAUUCCAGAUGAAGGCCAAAUGGGUUUUCUUGAUACCAAUCUUUGAAGCUUUCUGGAGAUUUUUGUAAUCUUUUGGAUAAAACCUUAAGAGAAAAGUGAAAAAGAAAGCCCCUGUGGGGUGGAGGGAGAUGCUGGAGGAGAGUGGAGUGGAGGAAGGGCUGAGGUGAGGGGUCCAGCUGCAGGAGGGGUGUGAGGACAGGUGGGGUGGAGGCCAAAGGGCUCAGCAGGGAGGCUGGACAGAGCCUGCGCUGGGGGACCUGGAGCUGAGAGCACCCCUCCUGCCCUGGGGCCCCCCUCACACACACAGCAGACCGUCCAGAGGGACGGGCCAGGGUGUGGUCUGUCCCGGACGCCACGGGAGGACAGGUGGGGGAGGACUUGGCUGAGGAGCAGCAGGUGGGCAGUGGGGCUGCACCUGAAGUUGUAGCUCCUCUCCUGCAGCUGGAAGGAGUCAUGGGGCUGGCAGUCAGAGCCCCUGGUGUCCAGGUCACAAACCCAGUGGCGGUGGAUGCCCAUAGCACCGCCGUGCACACAGUGCCUGACGGUUCCACCAGCACACAGGCCUGGGACCCUCUCUCUCCCCAAGUCCUCCCAAAUCCCUUCCCCCAGAGACCCAGCAGCAAUGCCAGGUCCUCAAACACCCCUCCAGCUGUAGCCACAGGUCCCUGAUGUGGAUCACAGGGCAGUAGGGGCUAAAGUGUGGGUCACAGUGGCAGCACUUGAAACAGGUGGUGUCCAAGUCUCCAAGGCAUUGGACCUGAGAGGGGGUGGGGCCAGUUGUCAGGGAAGGAAGGGAACAAGGAGGGUCUGGGGUCAGCCAGGACCCACCAUGCUUACCUAGAGAAGUGGAACUUGCUGUGGGUGGUAGAGUUUUUGAUGAACAGCCUGAAGUUCUCAUCCUGGACCAGCAGGGGCUUCUUGCAGGUGAGGGGAGGUAAGGGGCAGGCUCUGCUGGUCCUGGGACCCUGCUUGGUGUCAGGGACGCUUACAAGGGCACAGUGUCAUUCUCCACAGGGAGCCAGCCCCAGAUCUCACAGGUCCUGUGGGUCUCAUUGAACAUCAGACACUGGCCUGUGUUUAUGCCUUGAAAACACAAGACAAACUCCAGGCCCUCCAAUCUCCACAGCGCCUUGGAAGGGAGUGGCAGGGGGCUGUUGGCAGAAGGAAGAGAGACAGAGGCACCACCAGGCCUGCACACUGGAGCCACCCGGGGUCCCAGUACGGCCCCCUGAAACCCCAUCCAACUGGAGGCACUGGAAGACAGGGCCCUCAGUUACUGUGGCUGUGGGUCCCCCUCUCCCCUUCAGGACAGUCUUCGUCAGCCCAGCAGGUCCCCAGUAAGAUGGAGGGUGCUGAGGUGGUGAGAGAGCAGAGCUGUCCAGGCCCAGGAGGUGUCUC
Equus caballus (horse) is the source of this 5798-nucleotide messenger RNA. RefSeq names its product cationic amino acid transporter 4-like. Gene Ontology annotation, biological process: transmembrane transport; amino acid transport. Lineage: Eukaryota; Metazoa; Chordata; Mammalia; Perissodactyla; Equidae. Gene Ontology annotation, cellular component: plasma membrane. Gene Ontology annotation, molecular function: amino acid transmembrane transporter activity. The record is from RefSeq and is a predicted model, not a curated record.